Messenger RNA from Stomoxys calcitrans (stable fly), 1426 nucleotides. RefSeq names its product transmembrane emp24 domain-containing protein 5 (gene opm). The transcript is spliced from 2 exons. The coding region runs from base 74 to 790 and encodes 238 amino acids. Lineage: Eukaryota; Metazoa; Arthropoda; Insecta; Diptera; Muscidae. Gene Ontology annotation, biological process: endoplasmic reticulum to Golgi vesicle-mediated transport; Golgi organization; intracellular protein transport. Gene Ontology annotation, cellular component: Golgi apparatus; endoplasmic reticulum; COPII-coated ER to Golgi transport vesicle. The record is from RefSeq and is a predicted model, not a curated record.
AGUGGGUAAAGUCAUAAAAUCAAGCAAUCCCCUCAACACGAUUAGUUGGUGUAUUGGGUUUAUCAUCAAAACAAUGGAUUUACUAACUCGAUCUCACAGAAAGUCAUUUUUUGCACUGAGUUGCUUCGUAUUAUCAUUGGUUGUGGUGGAAUCAUACGACAAAGAAAUGACCGUGCACAUUGAUGCGGGCAAAAAGGAGUGUUAUUUUCACCCGGUAAAAAUGGGCGAAACAAUUGAUAUUGAAUAUCAAGUAAUCGACGGCGGUCAUGGGGAUUUAGACAUCAGCUUUUCUCUAGCGGAUCCCAUAGGUCUGAUAAUAGUGAGCGACUUCAAAAAGCCCGAAAACAUUCAUCGCCACGAUGUCCAGAAAGAGGGCGACUAUCGCUUCUGCUUCGAUAACAGUUUCAGCUCAUUCAACCGGAAAACCGUCUUCUUUGAGCUAAUUGUCGAAAAGGAGGGCGAACAGAAUCUGGGAGAUGAUCAGUGGAAUGAUGUAUUCGAAGGUUUGACACCUGAAGAAUUUUACGAGAUGAAAGUACAAGAUAUAAUGGACUAUAUUGGUCGUAUCCGUAUGCAGAUGACCAAGGCUCGGCAAAUACAAGAUAUGCUGCGUUCACAUGAAGCACGCGAUCGUAAUUUAGCUGAAACCAACUUCAUUAAAGUCAACACCUGGUCCAUGUUCCAGAUAUGCGCCAUGAUAGCUGUAGGUUUGCUGCAAGUUUUUCUGGUGCGUUCCAUAUUUGACACGAAUACUCGCAUGAGUAAAUUUUGGCAACGCAUGCAUCUGUGAAAGUGUGUCUUACUUCUUCGGUUCAUAUUGUGAUCCCAGUGAUGUCUACUACUUCUUCGGCCGCGUAUAACUUCUAACCAAAGAUUUUUUUAUUUAUAAAUUCAAAACGAAUCAGGGAUUUCGAUAUGUUUCACAACUUGAUCCCACGAAUAGUGUUCUCUCUUAUCUCUAUAUAGGUUUAAAUUCCAUGUAAAUCAUACGUGUAUUAUUAAGCAAUAACUCACUUGCCAUCACAACUACUACAUACACCAAAAACGCCCACUAGGAGUUUUCUUUCAAUCUCACGUCUCUAAAAAUUUGUUUUUGUUAGGGUCUGUUAUCAAGGCGUGUAUCUCGAAAUUGCCAUUUCUUUAUCUUGAAUGCCAUGUCAAAUCACUUUUGAUAAAAUGAAUACAAAAAAAAUAGCGAAUAGCAAUCGAUAUACAUAUGUAGGUAGAAGAAUAGAAAAUUGAUCUACUAUGUCUGCCAUAUCUAUAUAUACGUUAUUAUGACCUGGGCUUGAUUCAGAAACUUCUAUGAAAUAUAAACCCCAUGCGAAUGUAGAAUUAAUAGAAGUUUUCCCCAAAUAUACAUGUUACUCUUUGAUAUGUUCUUGGUCUUAUUGUGAAUACAAAUACAUUAUAAACAUAACAUUUA